Molecule: messenger RNA, 8711 nt
Organism: Diachasma alloeum
Lineage: Eukaryota; Metazoa; Arthropoda; Insecta; Hymenoptera; Braconidae
Gene: l(3)80Fj
Product: eIF-2-alpha kinase activator GCN1
Exons: 6
Coding region: 1-7950 (2649 amino acids)
Biological process (GO): cellular response to amino acid starvation; regulation of translation
Cellular component (GO): cytosol
Molecular function (GO): protein binding; protein kinase regulator activity
Source: RefSeq, a predicted model, not a curated record
AUGGCGGAUGCCGAGUUGUCGAGGGCCCUCAGGGAUUUACCGAAUCGUGUGCAGACGUCUAGCAAAAAGGAGCGUCAGGAAAUCAUCCAGAAUGUCAUCAGUGUAUUGUCAAACCCAGGUCUCAAUGAGAAGAUUGUCAGUGGAAUAUGCAAGGUUGUAUCGAUCACUCUUCAUCGAUACAGGGACACAGCCUCGCAGUCUUAUGUCAGAAAGUUGAUUGUUGAGUUGCUGAAGCAUCAGCCUGAUGCCACCAUCAAGGGGAUGACUGGGGUCAUUGUGGAGCAGGCGGGGUGGCAUCAGAAUGUUGUGCCCACCUGUAAUACAUCACUGACCGCGUACCAAGCGCUGAAAUGGUCCGCCCUAACCCUCUCCGCGCUCUCGAAAACCCCGACGUACGCGACCUCCCCAGACCUCCCGAAACUGCUCGAGUCCCAGGCUCUGCUCUCAGCCGCGUCCCUGGCGUGUGCCCCGCGCCCCCUCCCCCCGAAGAUAACGACGCUCCUGACCCACCUCUGGGCCGCCCUAACCCCUCCCCAGUUGGAGACCUACACAGAAACCUUGAUCAACCUCCCGCCCUCCCCGGGUCAGAUAAUCCUCGCGAGUCUCCUUACGAGCCACCUAAUAACCUCAAACAACGCGCCGCUAGCGGACACCCUAAAGUCCCCGAUAAUAUCCACUCUGAUAAAAACCACGAUAAGCAGUAAAACAAAGCCUGACCCUCACCUGCUGACCUCCGCGUCACCCUUCCUCAAGCGGCUGACCUGCGAGGACUUCAAAUCCCAAAUCCUCCCAGCCCUCCAGAAGGCGAUGCUCCGUAACCCGGAGAUAAUAAUCCAAUCGGUCGGUCAGAUCCUCUCGCACCUCUCGCUGGACCUCUCUCCGUACGCCCUGGACCUCUCAAAAUACCUGUUCGCGAACCUCCACUCGAAGGAGGACUCGGUCCGCUCGGAGUCGGUCCGCGCGUGCAAGGAGCUCUCGCUGAAAUGCUCGGACGCGAAAACUCUAGAGUCCCUCCUCUCCUCCCUUUUCGCGAUUUUCCACGGUUCCGAGGGCAAACUGACCCUCGCGGACCACAAGAUAUCGGUGCUGGAAGGCGCCGGCAAUCUGAGUUACAAUUCCGCGAGCGAAAGCGCAUCCGAGAGACUCGCGGAAUCCGCGAUGACCCAUUUCAUCAAGGUCCUGGACACCGAGGUCCACGAGAAGACCCUCAUCCACGCGCUGGAGAUGCUCAGUCUCUGGUGCGCGAAAUUCACGGCAGAACCCCCAGGAGUCCUCCUUGAGGCCUUCAAGAAGGGCAUCAACGCGAAGUCGUCAACACCUGGUACUAGAACCGCGUAUUUCAAAGUGUUGUUUCAUAUUCCAAUCGUCGCGACAUCUUCAACGAUAACUCCGAUACUAUCGCAAGCGAUCACGCGAGCUGUUCAACAGUCUGCGCAACCGUCCGCGGUUACCGAAGGUCUGAUUGCGUCGCACCUUCUGUUGAAGCUUGUCAUCGCGGGACAAGUGGAGAAUGAUAAACAAAGCGUCCUCUGGUCGUCGAUCGACGACCAGAUCUUCUUCUCGGAUAAGUACCUAGCGUCCCUCAGCGACGAGGAAACCGUCCACCAUUUGAUGCAGUUCUGCACACUUCUGAUAUCCGAGUACUCAGACAAAUUAAAUGAAAAGUCCCUCAACGCGGUGCAUCGGGCCGUCAUCAUCUGUCUCGUCUCCCCGAGCUCGGCGACGCGCAAGAAAUGCGCGCCGUUGAUGACCGGUCUUUUUACGGGUUUGAGCACCUACGAGCCGGGGCUCAAGAGCCUCAUCAAGGAGUUUAACAGAUACGCGAGCCUCGAGAAAGAGUGCAAAGAGGACUCUGGAACCAACGAGGCUAACGGACGAGCCCUCGCCGACGGGCUUCUCGCGAUCUGUUCGGCUACAUUCCUCCACGAGUCUUCAGCCCUUGAACUCGUUGGAGACGCCCUCAUCCCCGCGCACCACCCGAUAAUCCUUAAAUCAGUGCCGAAUCUGUGGACGAAGAUCUGUAAACACCAGAAGCUGACGCCAGAAGGCUUCUUCAACAGCUACGGGAACGAGAUCCAAAAGAACUUCAUCGAGAACUAUAAACCAACGCCAUCUUACGAGAAUUCCCUGUCAACUAUAGUCCAACAUUCCGAGAAGAUUGUCCCCGCAUUGGUGAAGCGAGUGACUGAAGACCUCAACGACCUCGAGAUCACCAAAGUCACCAAGGACGAGUACUUUACGUAUCUGACCCCCGAGGGUGAGCUCUAUGACAAGUCCGUUCUCCCCGGAACCGACGACAAUGACAUCCUGAACUCGAUGAAUAUGAAACGCGAGUCCAAAGUCUAUUCCUUCAAGGAACAGCAAGAGGAGCUGCAGCUUCGUCGAGAGUUGUAUGAGAAGCGUAAGCGGGAAGGAAAGAUAAAGGAGCAAAAACUUACCCCGAAGCAGGAAGAAGUGAUCAAGGCUCAGGUGGCUCGUGAGAACGCUAUCAGAAGACGGUUGAAGGACCUCAACGACAAGAUCACGACCGCUGUGUCGAUGGUGACGGCUGGAGUAACUGGAAACUCCUUCGCGAUGUGUCUAUACUUUCGGGAUCUUCUGCCAAGUGUCCUGAGAAAUCUAGACAGUCCGCUGGCAGCUCCAGUAAUCACCAAACUGUAUCUCGACCUGAGUAGGACUCUCCAGGUGGACGAUCAGGGUUUGAUAAUCCUCGUUGGACAUGUGACGUUGAGGCAACUGACGCCUCAAUGCGACCUGGACCCCGCGUGGGAGGAGGAGGAGCUGGAGAAAGCGAUCAAGAGGACGCUGAACUAUCUCCACAGCAUCACCGUGAAGGACAAGCGGCUUCUCAACGCCCCGGCCUUCUGCUACGUCUUCUCCUUCAUCUCCAGGACUCUCACCACCUGGCAGGACGAGGGGAUAAUCACCCAGGGGCUCCAGAUCAUCCAGGAACAUGCGAAACAACGAGCUGAUUCCGAUGACGGAAAAGAUCCGCGGCAUCCGCGAUUGCUUCCUAGACGACAGAUGCUGGAUCUCCUGAUCGAACUGAUGAGUAACACCUCGGGACGGGUGCAGUCCCACGCGGUGGCGACUUUCCUCGAUGUGGCGCACUCUGGUAGUGGAGAGGUUGGGGAGAAUGGGAAGCAGACGGCCCUUGCACAGCCCAACGAGAUCGAUUCUCUCAUCAAUGCUCUGGAAAAUCCAGCGGCAUCUGUCCGCGAUGCGGCUUUGCGUGCUCUCAUGAUAGUCAAAAAGAGCUUUCCUACGGAAAUGUCCAAUUACGAUCAACUUUUGAGGCUCACACGUCGUUUAUGGAUCUCCAAGUUCGACGUUUCUGACGAGAACAAGGUUCUCGCGAAUGACAUCUGGGAGAUCGUGGGCUUUUCCUCAUCGAAUGGUGAGAUACUUUGUGAAGAACUGAUUCAGGAUGUCGCGCAUCCUGUUGAACCCAUCCAACAAGCAGUGGCUCAUGCCCUGGCUAACCUCCUGGAGUCGAAUCCUCACCUCCUCCCGAGUAUCCUCGAGAGUCUUCUGAAGUUGUACCAAGAGAAACUCGCGAUGAUUCCCCCUAAGUUGAACGACUUUGGUCGAGUGGUUGAGCAGCCCGUGGACAUCUGGGGGCCCAGGAGAGGUGUGGCAUUAGCUCUAGCUCAACUAGCUCCAUUACUAACCCCCGAGACCAUCAACCCACUUAUCCAAUUCUUCGUGUCCACGGGCUUGGGAGACAGGAACCCGUCAGUCCGCCAGGAGAUGCUGACAGCAGCACUGGCAGCUGUAGAUCUCCAUGGAAAAGCAAACAUAACUUCGCUUCUCCCAGUCUUCGAAGACUUCAUGGACAAAGCCCCGAAGAUCGGCAGCUUCGACUCCAUAAAACAGUCAGUCGUCAUUCUCAUGGGUUCUCUAGCCCGUCAUCUCGACAAAGACGACACGAGGAUCAAGCCGAUCGUCAUGCGUCUCAUAUCAGCCCUGGCCACCCCGUCCCAACAAGUCCAGGAAGCCGUCGCCAAUUGCCUCCCGUACCUGGUCCCCUCUAUCAAGGACGAGGCUCCCAAAAUCGUCGACAAGCUCAUGGAUCAGCUCCUCAAGUCCGACAAAUACGGAGAGAGGAAGGGCGCGGCUUAUGGGCUCGCGGGCAUCAUCAAGGGAAUGGGAAUCCUCGCCCUGAAGCAGCUCGACAUUAUGACGACGCUGACCAAUGCCAUCCAAGACAAGAAGAACUACAGACAUCGAGAGGGCGCCCUGUUCGCCUUCGAGAUGCUCUGCACAAUGCUGGGGAGGCUGUUCGAGCCGUACAUAGUCCACGUCCUCCCACACCUGCUCCUAUGCUUCGGUGACUCCUCGCAGUACGUUAGAGCCGCCACUGAUGACACCGCAAGAGUCGUCAUGUCAAAAUUGUCCGCUCACGGCGUAAAACUAGUGCUGCCAUCUCUGCUUGCUGCCUUGGAAGAAGACUCCUGGAGGACAAAAACGGGCUCCGUCGAGCUGCUCGGGGCAAUGGCGUACUGCGCACCCAAACAGCUUAGCAGUUGUCUCCCCAGCAUCGUUCCCAAGUUGAUCGAGGUCCUGUCAGACUCACAUACAAAGGUUCAGGAGGCCGGGGCUGAAGCCCUCAAGGUCAUCGGGUCUGUAAUCAGGAAUCCGGAGAUCCAGGCGAUCGUUCCGGUGUUGUUGAAGGCCCUUCAGGAUCCCUCUCGCAAAACUGCCACGUGUCUUCAGACCCUUCUUGACACCCAGUUCGUUCAUUUCAUCGACGCACCGUCACUCGCGUUGAUCAUGCCCGUGGUCCAGCGCGCGUUCAUGGACAGAUCCACCGAGACAAGAAAAAUGGCGGCACAGAUCAUUGGAAACAUGUAUUCGUUGACGGAUCAGAAGGAUCUGACGCCUUACCUACCGACCAUCAUCCCGGGAUUGAAGAUGAGUCUUUUGGAUCCUGUACCGGAAGUUAGAAGUGUCUCCGCGAGGGCGCUGGGAGCGAUGGUCAGAGGAAUGGGUGAGAGCAGCUUUGAGGAUCUUCUCCCAUGGUUGAUGCAGACCUUGACCUCUGAGACGAGCUCGGUAGAUAGAUCCGGUGCGGCGCAAGGAUUAUCAGAAGUCGUGAGGGGGCUUGGGGUCGAGAAGCUGCACAAGCUGAUGCCUGAGAUCAUCAGCACAGCUGAGAGAACGGAUAUCGCGCCGCACGUCAAGGACGGCUACAUCAUGAUGUUCAUCUACAUGCCGAGUGCGUUCACUUCAGAGUUCACCCCAUACAUCGGGCAGAUCAUCAAUCCGAUCUUGAAGGCGUUGGCUGAUGAGAAUGAAUACGUCAGGGAAACGGCACUGAGGGCGGGCCAGAGGAUCGUCACCUUGUACGCGGACUCAGCGAUCAUGUUGCUGUUACCGGAACUGGAGAAGGGAUUGUUCGACGACAACUGGAGGAUUCGGUAUUCUUCAGUACAGCUGCUGGGGGAUCUGCUGUACAGGAUCUCCGGAGUGUCCGGAAAAAUGUCAACAGAGACGGCUAGUGAGGACGACAACUUUGGAACUGAGCAGUCACAUCUGGCGAUCAUCAAGGCCCUGGGUGCUGAGCGGAGGAACAGAGUUCUGGCUGGUCUCUACAUGGGACGAUCAGACGUCGCUCUGAUGGUGAGACAAGCUGCCCUUCACGUCUGGAAGGUCGUUGUCACGAACACCCCGAGAACUCUCCGAGAAAUCCUCCCGACGCUGUUCAGUCUGCUGCUAGGCUGUCUCGCGUCGACGAGCUACGACAAGCGACAGGUGGCGGCAAGGACCCUUGGAGACCUAGUGAGGAAACUCGGUGAGAGGGUUCUCCCCGAGAUCAUUCCCAUCCUUGAACGCGGACUCCAGAGUGACCAAGCCGAUCAGCGCCAGGGUGUCUGCAUCGGCUUAUCCGAGAUAAUGGCUAGCACAAGCAAGGACAUGGUCCUCACCUUCGUCAACAGCCUAGUGCCAACCGUCCGAAAAGCCCUCUGUGAUCCGUUACCCGAAGUCAGACAAGCCGCUGCCAAAACCUUCGACAGCCUUCAUUCCACUGUUGGUGUACGCGCUCUAGAUGACAUUCUACCAACCAUGUUGCAGCAGUUGAACUCCAAGGACCCAGCUGUUGCGGAGAACACAUUAGAUGGACUCAGACAAGUAAUGGCGAUCAAAUCGCGUGUCGUCCUUCCGUACCUCGUGCCCCAGUUGACCUCUCCUCCAGUCAAUACGAAAGCCCUCUCUAUCCUCGCUAGCGUGGCCGGCGAGGCCCUCACCCGCUUCCUCCACAAGAUCCUCCCAGCCCUGCUCACGGCCCUCUCGACCUCCCAGGGGACUCCUUCGGAGCUCCAGGAGCUGGAAUACUGUCAAACAGUGGUUCUCUCCAUCACCGAUGAGGUUGGUGUCCGCACGGUGAUGGAUCAGCUGAUGGAGGCAACGAAAUCCGAGGAUGUGUCUCGUCGUCGGGGCGCUGCGACCCUCCUCUGCGCCUUCUGCAGGGACUCCCGCGCGGAUUACUCGCAAUAUGUUCCUCAGCUACUCAGGGGUCUCAUCCAUCUGUUCACGGACGACGACAAAGAGGUCCUGCAGAAGAGUUGGGAGGCGUUGUCAGCCGUCACCAAGACCCUGGAGUCAGAACAACAGAUAGCGCAUCUGGGGGACAUCCGGCAAGCGGUCCGCUUUGCGGUUUCUGAUCUCAAAGGUCAGGAACUGCUCCCAGGGUUCUGUUUGCCUAAAGGCAUCACGCCGAUUCUUCCCAUCUUCAGGGAGGCGAUCUUGAACGGAUUGCCAGAGGCGAAAGAAGCGGCAGCUCAAGGGCUUGGGGAGGUCAUAAAGCUAACUAGUGCGACUGCCCUUCAACCCUCGGUCGUUCACAUCACGGGACCGUUGAUCAGGAUCUUGGGGGACAGGUUCAACUGGUCGGUCAAGGCAGCUGUUCUCGAGACCCUCGCGAUAUUACUCGGAAAGGUUGGGGUUAUGCUGAAGCAGUUCCUUCCGCAGCUCCAGACGACGUUUCUGAAGGCGUUGAAUGAUAAUAAUAGGCAGGUUAGGUUGAAGGCUGCAUUUGCGUUGAGCAAUCUGAUUAUAAUUCACACGAGGGUGGAUCCGUUGUUCGCGGAAUUGCAUACGGGGAUCAAGGGGGCUGAUGAUCCCGGGGUUAGGGAGACUAUGCUGCAGGCGUUGAGGGGAGUUCUGACACCGGCUGGGGAUAAGAUGACGGAGACCAUGAGGAAACAGGUGUUUGUGACGCUCAGUGGAAUGCUCGGGCAUCCGGAGGACACCACCAGGAGUGCUGUUGCUGGGUGCUAUGGAGCUCUCAUCAGGUGGUUGAGCCCCGAACAAUUGAAUUCAGCAUUUAACGACAAUCUACUAUCAACCGACGUCAAUUGCGAUUGGACCUUGAGACACGGCAGGACAGCUGCCCUCUUCGUGGCCCUCAAAGAGGCGCCGCAGGUAGUUUACACACCCAAGGAUCAGGAGAGGGUCUGCAAAUUGAUACUGGGGUGUCUUGCUGCUGACAAGGUCCAGAUCGUGAUGAAUGGAAUACGCGCCUGCGGCUAUCUCUUUCAGCAUCUCAUGCUCCAGGGCGAGAGCAUUCCCCAGGGGGUCCUCGGGCCCUUCGUCAGGUGUAUGAAUAAUAAUAGCAAUGAGGUCAAACAGCUCAUGGCUAGGGUAUGCAUUCAUCUCGCCAGAAAUGUUCCCAGUGACAAAAUGUCGUUGGAACUCAUGAAGGCUAUUCUACCCAUGUUGGUCAAUGGAACCAAGGAGAAGAAUGGCUAUGUCAAGGCUAAUAGCGAAUUAGCACUCAUCGCUGUACUGAGGCUUAAGCAAGGGGAAGAGGAUCAUCAGCGUUACACAGCCCUUCUGGACGCUGGUGCACGUGAAUCCCUGGCAGAUGUUGUCAGCAAAGUUCUCCGCAAAGUUUUAUCCCAACCCGAGGGAAAGAUCGAGGAAUUGGAUGAUACAUUACUCACCUGAGAGAUAAUAACAAACUCGAGGCUCAAGAGACCGAAAAAAUCACGUUUAAAAUAUAACGACAAUGCAAUUAAUGAAAAACUUAUGAAAUUGAUAAUUCCGAUGGAAUUGCUCAAUUAUCCAAUUAUCAAAGAUGUUCGUAAUAAAUUUAAUCCAAAGAGAGUCAUAAAGAGAAUUAAUAUUUAUUGUUCACACUUUUCCAUUAAUUAUUUAAUCAAUUGUCUAGGUAAUUAUUUAAUUAAUGAGGGUAGAAGAUUGUUUUGGAGAUUUACAAAGUGGAAAGACGAAUCAGUUUUUAAUUUUUCUUUAUUUUCGUUAAAUUUUUGAAAUUCGUUGCAAUAACUGAUUAAAUUAAUUUAUUGGAUUAAUUCGGUGAUUAAUUUGUUGAUUUGUUCAGCUGAUUUUGAUGUUAAUAGCUCAAUUCUUCUAUUUGUUCAUUGAUUAAUUGAAUAAUUAAGGGUUUUGUAUUUUUAUAAAACACUUUUUUAAUUUUGUAAAUUGAAAAAUUAAUGGAAAAGUCGGUGAAUAAUUGACUUUUGAGGAUAAUUGGCGGUGGAGCCUCGGGGGUUAUUAACAGUCGUUCUCAUUGAUAUUCAACAUUUUUUUAAACAUUUGUAAAACGGUCCUACGUCACUGUAAUCAUGUGUAACUGAAUAAUUGUGAAUUAGUUGAGGUAUUAAUGAGAGAUAAAACCAUUUGUUAUACUUUUGUGAGAGUGGGGGACUGAUUGAGAGUCAUAUUAUACAUAAUAGGGUAAUGUCGAA